AUGGAAUAUUACGAACAAUAUCCACAUCAUCACCAUCACCAUCACCAUUUCCGACAGCCGGAGCAAGCUGUGCCGGCUUCUGCAUCUUCUCAUCAUAAAUCUUUGCUUCCCCAGAGAUCAGGAAUCUCUAAAGGGAAGUAUUCGCUAAAAGAUUUCCAAAUCAUGAGAACUUUAGGUACAGGAUCCUUUGGACGUGUUCAUUUGGUAAGAUCAGUUCACAAUGGUAGGUACUAUGCAAUGAAAGUCUUGAAAAAACAGCAAGUUGUUAAGAUGAAACAAAUUGAACAUACGAACGAUGAAAGACAUAUGCUAAAAUUAGUCGAGCAUCCCUUCAUCAUUCGUAUGUGGGGGACGUUCCAGGAUGCUAAAAACCUUUUCAUGGUAAUAGACUACAUCGAAGGUGGUGAAUUAUUUUCACUACUUCGUAAAUCUCAUAGGUUCCCCAAUCCUGUUGCUAAAUUUUAUGCAGCCGAGGUAACUUUGGCUUUAGAUUACUUGCAUUCUCACAAUAUUAUUUAUCGUGAUUUGAAGCCUGAAAAUCUCUUGUUGGAUAGAAAUGGUCACAUAAAAAUUACAGAUUUUGGAUUUGCCAAGGAAGUUGUUACGGUAACAUGGACCCUGUGUGGUACACCUGAUUAUAUUGCACCUGAAGUUAUUACGACAAAACCAUAUAAUAAAUCUGUUGAUUGGUGGUCAUUAGGGGUUCUAAUCUUUGAAAUGUUGGCAGGAUAUACACCUUUUUAUGAUGCAACGGCUAUGAAGACUUACGAAAAAAUUCUACAAGGUAAGGUUAAUUAUCCACCAUUCUUCCAUCCUGAUGUUGUUGAUCUUUUGAGUAAAUUGAUCAUGGCGGAUUUAACUAGAAGAUUGGGUAAUUUACAAAGUGGAUCACAGGAUAUUAAAUCACAUCCAUGGUUUGGUGAAGUUAUUUGGGAAAAAUUAUUGGCAAAGGAUAUCGAGACUCCAUAUGAGCCUCCUGUUGUACCCGGCGUUGGUGAUACUUCUUUGUUUGAGAUGUACCCCGAAGAACAUUUAGACUACGGAGCUACCGGUGACGACCCAUACGGUCAAUAUUUCGUCGGAUUUUAG
Messenger RNA from Zygosaccharomyces rouxii, 1089 nucleotides. It is a transcript of the gene TPK2, whose product is annotated as cAMP-dependent protein kinase catalytic subunit TPK2. Gene Ontology annotation, biological process: peptidyl-serine phosphorylation. The transcript has a single exon. The record is from RefSeq and is a predicted model, not a curated record. NCBI's taxonomy places the organism in Eukaryota, Fungi, Ascomycota, Saccharomycetes, Saccharomycetales, Saccharomycetaceae. Gene Ontology annotation, molecular function: cAMP-dependent protein kinase activity; ATP binding. Gene Ontology annotation, cellular component: cAMP-dependent protein kinase complex; nucleus. The coding region runs from base 1 to 1089 and encodes 362 amino acids.